Molecule: messenger RNA, 2435 nt
Organism: Cucurbitaria berberidis CBS 394.84
Lineage: Eukaryota; Fungi; Ascomycota; Dothideomycetes; Pleosporales; Cucurbitariaceae
Exons: 2
Coding region: 115-1968 (617 amino acids)
Source: RefSeq, a predicted model, not a curated record
CCGACAUUGAACAUCAACAAUCAUACCAAAUCGCUUCCGUAUGCAUUCUAUCGCUGCAUAAACCCCUCGAUACACAUACACGACAUUUUCCCGUUGAAUUCUUGGAUAGCGAUCAUGCGCCUCACUCGCGCGGCGCAACGCGCCCAGCAGGGCAACGACGAGACGAGCGGCGCGACUGACCUUGACGAGCGCGCGCCGCUAAACGAAAUAUCCCCCAAUGCAUCCCCCGACCUAGUUAAAUACGCGGAGGAGCUACCCAAGAAGGCGCCGGCAAAGAAGGCCAAGACCAAAAGCGGCGCGAAGAAGGGCCCAAAGGGAAGAAAGAAGGCUACUGAAGUCCAUGAAGAUGUCCAAGUGGAUGAAGACGUUCAAGUGGUACUGGAAAACGAAGGAGGAGUAGCGGAAAGUCCUAUAAACAAUUUGGCUGUGGAAAACCUAGCCCCAGUUGCUUUAGAUGAAGCGGAACCCGAGGCACCGCAAGAUUGUGAGGUUGAUGUUGAGGCUGCAGAGACGGCACAGCUCGAGAUCGAAGCUCCCGAGACGACACAGCAUGAGGUCGAGGCUCGACAGACGACAAAGCUUGAAACAGAGCACACAGAUUCAACCGCAGCAGAGGUGGUUGCGCCCUCCGUCGAGAUAACCUCAGAGCCCGAACCUAAGACGCUUGCCGCCGAAAAGCCAUCUGAAAAUGCUAUAACCCCGGUAUCUAGCCGCACACCGAGUAGGCGAGCGUCACGAAGCCCUUCAAAAUCACCCAUGCGAAUCGAGGAGUCGAUUGAAGCUAUUGACGCCCUUGAGGAGGCUCUGGAGAACGUCGAGGCUGUAACAAGCUUCGACCAUUUGAGCGACGAGAAGUCGCCGCGUAAAAAGGCAUUAUCGAAACCCGCCGAUACAACUAGUGCGCGCGGGAAGACACCUAGUAAGACGCCUCUUGCCACCUCAAGGGUAUCUAGAACUCCUAGCGCUACACCAAAGAGCAUUAAGCCAACGAAGACUUCGCUGGCUCGCGCGUCUAGUGUCCGCGUCGCCGCUAGCAAAGACGUUAAGAAAGGUCCGACAGAGACAAUAGACUACCUUGCUGUGAAACGUAGGCCGAUCAGCUUGUCGUUCCCCACUCCUCCUCCACCGCCCAAGGGACGACCCCCCACCAGGGCGACGUUCCAGCUCUCGAGUGAUGCCGUAGCUCAAAAGCUGAAGGCAGACAAGGAGGAACGACUCAAGCGACAAGCGGAGGGCGUGCCGAAACAACGACCAAUUAGCAUGCCCCCACCACCAAGAUCAACCAAGCCUCCAACAAAAUCAAACUUCCAGUUACCAGGCGACAAAAUCGCAGCGGAGCUCAAAGCAAGGAAAGAAGAGCGUCUUAAGAGAGAGGCCGAAGCCCCUCAACAAUCUGGCGCACCGCGCGCACCACGCCCUAUCAGCAUGCCUCCACAGCCAAAGUCCACAAAACCACUGACGAAGGCAGACUUUCAACUUCCAGGAGCAGCUGUUGCUGAAAAGUUGAAGGCACAAAAGGAAGAGCGACUGAGGCGGCAAGAGGAGACCGAGGCUGUAAAGAAGGCGGCUGCUCUCAGGGCGCGUUCAGUACCCCCUCGGAAGCCCGUAACGGUCCCUAUUCGACAACAACCUGGCAUUACCAUCCCUCCAUCCUCACAGCGCUCGUCUUCCCUCGCCAGCAAACGCAGCAGCAUCCAACUCUCACGCUCAGACUCUACCUCUUCCACAAACCGCCAGAGUCUCCUCCUCAACACCAAAUCAACAGUCACGCCCAUCGAUGCGGCACAGCAGAAGCUGAAAGGUAGAGAGGUCUUUAACCGCGAUAGGAUGGAGAAAGAAGCCCGAGAUCGUGAAAGAAGGGAGAAAGAAGAUGCGGCUAAGCGGGCAAGGGCGGACGCUGCAGAACGCGGUCGCAUCGCUAGCAGGGAGUGGGCAGAGAAGCAAAGGAAGAAGAUUGUGGGUGCAUGAGCGUUGUGACCUAUAUGAUUUGCCUUGUAUGGACGGUUUGGAGUGUUUGAUCCAAUGCGUUGGAUGUGCUGCUUGCGGAAGUAUCCCUCUGGUACUUCACCGUCCGAAAGCUUCCAUAGCUUACGUAGCGCUCACUUUGAGACUGCGAAGCUGAUGGAAGAGUUUUGGACAGUGGCGGCUGUUGUCCUAUUUCAAUCUUCAGCCGUUGGAUUCUUGUUGUUCUUCUUGUUUUCACUGUUAGCGUUUAGGGAUCUAUCGGAGUUGGACAUGUACUGGGCAUGCUUACUUUUGGGCGUUGCCAUGGAUUGGUGGAUCGAAUUGGGAAUAUCCGGUAUCUGGACACAGUCCGGCCAUGGCGUUAGUCUAGUUCCACAUUACGGAAUCUGGAAACAAGAUAGUCACAUUCUUGAUUUAUUUAAUUUUGACGGACACCAAGCACCUUGAGAUCAUAAGAACCCAGCCAUGUU